AUGCCGGGAAGCCCUGCCAGCGAUGCUCCGACCGUGGUUUGGAGUGCCAAUAUGGGCGGCUCUGCACCAUUCCUGCGCACCAGAAGCCCCGUGGCCGCUGCCGCUGCCGCUGCCGACCCAGAGCCGACGACCGACGAAAACGAGCGCAAGAAAAAGCGGCAGAUCGCCUCGACGUACCAGUUCUUGCUCCGAUGCACGGAUCCACACGUGAACUUUGUCAACGAUGCCAUGGUCCACGGCGAGCCAGAGCUGGACCCACAACGGCUGCCGGCGCCUGUCCCUGGUCCAACACCAGUCCCCGAGCCCAUCAUUGACACAAUCGACCCGCAGCUUCUCUUCCGCAGCUUCAUGGACCCCUACUUCGGGCUAUCCAUCGACUACGGCGGCAUCGAUGGCUCUAUUUUCGGCGCCGACAAUGCCAGUGACGACGUGAACAGAGCAUCAGCCGUCGCAUCGGACCCAGCAUUCGCGUCGGCACCUGCGUCGGCCACCGGUACCUGGCCGUCCUCGCCUGGCGCAAUCUCACUCAACACCAUCUUGCCACGCGUCAUCCAACUCGAGUCCGAGAUGUUGCAGCUCAUCGCCCAGUACGACCCGGACACGGCCGACAGGCACUAUGCCGCCGUCAAGGCCUUUUUUGCGGUAGCCGACUUUCGCAGCCUACUAACCAUCUUCUUCCGGCGUCAUCAGCUGCUCGCCAAGCUGAUCCACUGGCCAACGUUUGACGCGCGCCACAUCGAAACGGGUCUGCUGAUGGCCAUUGCUUUGUGCGGUGCCGCAUACUCGCACUCGAGCGAGACCGCGAUCCCCACCGAUGCCGCGCUCCUCGCUGCUGCGUCGAACAUCCAGCCGCUCGCAGAACAGUUCAUCUUCCGGCGUCUCGACGAGGUGGGCAAGGGAGUUGGUGUCAACGCCAGCGUCGCCGUCGAGGUGUGCCAGGCCGCCUACCUCAUCGUCAUCCUCCAGACAAGUGUCAGCGACAAGGACAAUGCCACCCGCCGCCAUGCUCUGAACCAGCGCCAGCCGGCCCUCGUCGACGCCCUCCGCCGCAUGGGCAUGAUGGAGAGGCGCGGUACGAGCCUGUGCCUCCCGCACGCCACCGCGGCUGCAUGGGCCGCCUUUGUGUACAGCGAGUCGUGCACCCGCCUCGCCUUCUGGGCCAUGUUCACCGAUGGGCUGCUGGCCCUCUUUUGCAACCGCGCACCCACCCUCGCCAUUGCCGAAAUGAUCGGCGACCUGCCGUGUCGGGAUGAGCUCUGGGAUGCGCCAGACGCGGAGGCAUUUGCGAGGCUAGCGGGCUGCGCGACGGAGACGACGCACGCCCCCUUGUCAUUAAAAGCCGUCGUGGCGACGCUCCUAGCCGAUGACAGCCAUCCGAGUGACCAACCGAGCGAUUCCGCCGCGGCCUCUACGAUUUCGUCUGCGUCUGCUGACCUCGCCCACCUCAGCGUCUUUGACCUCUAUUCCGUCGUCGGCGCCCUCCAGUUCUCCGUCUUCCACUACCGCGCACAGGCCCUGCCGCCCAGCACGGCCGCCGUCGUCCUGCGGGCACUCGACCGCUGGGACCGGCUGUGGCAGGCCGCGCGCGAUCGCGUCCCCCCCGAUCAGCAACGCUGGCUCGGCAUCGCCCGCCACGCGCCCGAGUUUGCGCGCAUUGCUCGGCGGAUUGUGGAUGUGACGCGACAGGUGUCCGAAACGACGGCGACCGGACCGCCCGCCGACGCGCUCGCGGACGUCCACCGUUCGAGAUACAUACAGUGCCGGUCUGAGUUCGAUUUGGCCGUGUUUUACCAAUUCAUCCUUGAGCACGGUCUGCGGUGA
Molecule: messenger RNA, 1821 nt
Organism: Sporothrix brasiliensis 5110
Lineage: Eukaryota; Fungi; Ascomycota; Sordariomycetes; Ophiostomatales; Ophiostomataceae
Exons: 2
Coding region: 1-1821 (606 amino acids)
Biological process (GO): DNA-templated transcription; regulation of transcription by RNA polymerase II
Cellular component (GO): chromatin
Molecular function (GO): zinc ion binding; RNA polymerase II cis-regulatory region sequence-specific DNA binding; DNA-binding transcription factor activity, RNA polymerase II-specific
Source: RefSeq, a predicted model, not a curated record